AUGAUGACCGGCAAAGACGCCAUCGUGACGGUGCAAGAUGCCAUGUCCGACUACCAGGACAAGCAGUCGAUGCGUUAUGCCGACCAGAGCAUCGAGAUGACACGGCAGUCGACAAGUCCCAUCAACGGAACUCCAUACCCCCCUCGACGACAGCUCUCCGACACCGACCCCGAAGACGAAGGACUGACACAGCUCGGCCUGAAAUGGAAGCGGAUCAGGAGGAACGUCCUCCUGCGGUACAUCAUCUACAUCGUUCCCGUAGCCAUCCUCCUGGCCAUCCCCAUCGUUCUCUGCGCCACGGUAUACAAGGACAAGAAGAUCAUAUCCCCCAUCAAAACAACGUCCACUACCCCCAUCACCACCACCAACGUCACCCAGAUCGACCCCGUCCACGGCAACAGCACCACCGACGUCACCAAUCUGUAUAACACCACCACGGCCACCGUGUACCAGACCACCACACACACGGACCACCGUGGCAUUCGUCUGCUGGGUCUGUUCAUCUGGAUCGAGGUCGUCUGGGUCUUCCUGUGGAUCGCCAAACUCCUUGCCCAAGCCGUCCCGAUCGUGUUCCAAACCGUCGGAGGUGCCAUUCACACGGGCAUCCGCAAGUAUUGGCUGGUGCUCAAGGCGGUGGAGAUCCCGCUGUCGCUCUUCUUCUGGGCCAUCCUGUCCAUCUGCUCCUACUCGCUCAUCUACAUUUUCGACCAGGACUUCCACAAGGAACAUGCCGGCAACAUCAAGUGGCUCAGCACGCUGCACAACGUGCUCAAAGCCACCAUCGGCGUCUCGGCGCUGUACCUGGUGGAGAAGAUGCUCAUCCAGAUGGUCAGCGUCAACUACCACGGCAAGCAGUUCUACGACAACAUCAAGGAGCUGAAGACGCUCAGCCGCGCCAUCGAGACCAUGUACGACGUGUCGCGGCAACGCUUCCACGACAACCACCCCUCGUUCAUGGAGGAAGACCUCGACAUCCACGACACCAAGGGAUACCGCAAGGACCGGCAGGGUCGGCUGAGGAGCAAGGACCAGUCCACGGCCAUCCUCCUGACCAAUCUGGGAAAUGCCGCCGCCAACGCCACCUCCGUGUUGGGAUACCUGGUCAGCGACAUCGCCGGCCGACAGGUCCUCAUGCCUACGGCGUCGGGCCCCGUCGUCGAAGCGGCCCUCGAACGGCCCGUCAGCGCUGAAGCCCUGGCCCGGCGGAUCUGGAACUCGUUCACCAAUUUUGGCGAGACCAAGCUGGACCAGACCGCCAUCACCGCCAUGCUGGGUCCCGGCCGCGAGGCGCAGGCGGCCUACAUCCACUCCAAGGUCGACGCGGACGAGAACGGCGACCUCACCAUGGAGGAGAUGAUCGACCUGGUCAAGAAGGUUGCCUACGAUCGCCAGACCAUCUGGGAAGGCGCCAACGACGUCAAAGACGCCAUCAAGGUCCUCGACCGCGUGCUCGCGGUCAUCGUGCUGAUCUUCGUCUUCCUCAUCUACGCCGCCUUCUUCUCCAACUACCUCGCCAACCACUACACGCAGAUCUGGACGACGUUCACCGGCUGUUCGUUCCUGUUCUCCAGCACCGCCGGUGAGCUGUUCGCCGCGUGUAUCACGGUGUUCAUCAAGCACCCCUACGACGUGGGCGACCGCAUCAACGUCAACGACGUCGACAUGGACGUGGUCAAGAUUUCGCUCUUGUAUUCCGUCUUCCGCGAGGUCCAGUCGAAACAGAUGAUUCAGAUCCCCAACAGCGUCAUCAACGGCGUGUGGAUCAAGAACCUCACGCGGUCCAAGGAGCUGCGCGAGCAGCUGACGCUCAACGUGUCCGUGGGGACCUCGUUCGAGGACAUCGAGACGCUGCGGCGCGAGAUGCUCGCGUACGUGGCCGAGCACAAGCGCGACUUCAUGCCCGCCGUCGACAUCCAGCUCAUGUCCAUCGCCGACUUGUCCAAGCUGGAGCUGCGCGUCGAGUUCCAGCACAAGGGCAACUACGCCUCGGACUUUGUGCGCGCCCAGCACCGCAGCAAGUUCGUGUGCGCCCUGCUGUCGGCCGUGCGCAAGGUGCCCAUCGACGGGCCGGGCGGCGGCGGGCCCGGCGCGGGGUCGAUGGAGUCGCCCAACUACACCGUGACCAUCACGGACGAGGUGGCCAAGGAGGCGAAAGCCAAGUUCGACGAGAACAAGGACAAGAAGAGGAUGUUCCCCAAGAACGGGCCCGGCCCCAGCGCCGCCAGUGAGAUCGGUCUGGCCGUCGGCGGUGGUCCCGCCGGCAGCACCGGGCUCGAAGUCCAGCGCGGCGCCGUCGCGCGGAGUCGGACAGGUGGCGGCCCUCGAGGGUCCGAUGACUUUACCAACUUUAACUUACGUCUAUGA
Molecule: messenger RNA, 2364 nt
Organism: Fonsecaea erecta
Lineage: Eukaryota; Fungi; Ascomycota; Eurotiomycetes; Chaetothyriales; Herpotrichiellaceae
Exons: 1
Coding region: 1-2364 (787 amino acids)
Biological process (GO): intracellular calcium ion homeostasis; calcium ion transmembrane transport
Cellular component (GO): membrane
Molecular function (GO): calcium ion binding; calcium channel activity
Source: RefSeq, a predicted model, not a curated record